This is a messenger RNA of Photinus pyralis (common eastern firefly), 921 nucleotides long. RefSeq lists its product as uncharacterized. The transcript is spliced from 4 exons. Bases 140 to 817 code for a protein of 225 amino acids. NCBI's taxonomy places the organism in Eukaryota, Metazoa, Arthropoda, Insecta, Coleoptera, Lampyridae. The record is from RefSeq and is a predicted model, not a curated record.
GGUGUUUUGGUUGGUUUUCAACUUUUCAUUGUUAUCUUAUUUUUUAAAGCUAGUUUUUUGUUUUUUAAUCUACCUGGACCAGAUCGUCAUGAAAAACCAAAAACGAUAGCACACUCAAAAGUUAAACGUACUCGAUUGAAUGAACGUGAUGGACACCUCAGGAGAGGCAAUAAACUCACUUGUUUCUUGUAAAUUAAAAUUAAUAGAAUUAUUAACAGAACAACUAAAUUUGCACAAACAACAAAAUUUCAAACUGAAAGAGGCCUUGGAAAAACUGCAAAUUCUCGAUAACGAAUUCAAUCUUCUAGCACGUAACGAAUUGGAUAAACUGGUAGAUGUACAGAAUAAAUUUGAAACAAAAGAUUGUAACUGCGAGUCGAUCAGUUUGUCACAUGCGGAUCGAUUACGAAAACAAACAAAUUACACAACAAAAGUUAAAAGUUCCAUUAAAAUGUAUAAUAACCUGAUAGCAAAGUUGACCAAGGACAUUAAGUUUUCAAAAAGCGAAUUAGAACGUUCGAAAAACCAAAUCGCAGGUAUAACACGUGUAUCCAGUGAUGAAGUUAAAAUUAUGCAAGCUAAGAUCGAUCGCUACGAAAAGGAAAUACUGAAAUUUGAGAAAAAAUAUCCUUGGUUAUCCGAUCAACAGUAUGGCCUACCUAACAUUUCCAAACAAACCGAAACGCUAAACAAUUUAAGAAGGGAAAAGGCAAGGCUAAUGCAGGAAUUAGAACGGUACCAUUCUCUUAAACCGGAUAUAAACGAAGCAAUGCAACAAUUAGCUGCUAUUAAACAAGAGUAUGAUGGCAUUAUGUAAUAAUCUCUAAGAUGAUAUUUAAAAAUGUGUUUAAUUAAGUUCUGUAUUACAAAUUUUUUAUAUUUUUUCGAUAUGUCAUAUAUUUAUAUAUUUUUUUACUACGA